This is a messenger RNA of Schistosoma rodhaini, 2044 nucleotides long. Lineage: Eukaryota; Metazoa; Platyhelminthes; Trematoda; Strigeidida; Schistosomatidae. The record is from the annotation of a GenBank genome assembly.
GUAAAUAAAAAAACAGAGCUUCUCUUAAUGGCAUUCUACUAAUGCUUGACAUAAUUCCUUUGAAUUUGUAGCAAAGCACUACUGAUAUUGAUUGACACAAGCCGAUUAACCGUAAGCCUUAUCUUUUGAACAGUGAACAAGUCUGACUGAAGUAUUGAAGGGUGUCAUUGGACGAUUGUUUUUAUACACAAGUUUACAAGGACAAUUUGCGGAGUAUCAGCUUUGGCGUUUAAUCAAUCGCUAGUGAGUCCAUGAGUCUGGUUGGUCGUUUUCCAUCGUCGUGGACCUUAGUUUGGUUUAUUAUUUGAAGUCCAAACCAAGCUGCUAAGUUUUACUGAAGAACUACAUAGAAACACACUGUCAUCAACUAUUGAGUAUAUGGUCUGCAUACACCUACUAAUAACCAUAAUCGCGUAUAAUAUAUUCAUUCUAUCAGUUAAGCAGCCAGACCAUGGUCACCUAUUGAGUAAAUCCUCCAUCUAGUAAUUAUGUACCAUCCUUCGCAACAUAGGCUGAAAGAGGAGCUCUUAUGAAUCCUUCCCUACUUUUAUAGCCAUCAGUGUUACUGAUGAUAAAUUUAUAAAGGCGAUUUUGUUUUAUACAUGGAUAGUAGCUCUUGUGUACCUCGUUUCAAUUAUAUUGGAAAUAAAGACUAUUUAGUUUUCGUUAGGCAUGAGUAAGACGGCAUUGAACACCUCAAGCAGAUCCGCGUUUGACACCUCUGCAAGAGUAUUGUAUCUAUUGUGAUAAAAAUUAGCAGCGUCUGAAGUAUUAUCGUUAGUCUGCGUUUUUUCUACCUUACAGAACCUACACCAGAAAAUCAGUAUCAGAUUUACAAUCGGCUAAAAAUCGGUGGUCGUUCAAGCGUAUCAGAAGCAUCAAACUAGUUGAAAACAAUGUCUGGUUUCUUGGGAAAGUGGAAACUUAGCGAGUCACACAACUUCGAUGCUGUCAUGUCAAAGCUAGGUGUCUCAUGGGCAACUCGACAGAUUGGGAACACAGUGACCCCAACUGUAACCUUCACAAUGGAUGGGGAUAAAAUGACUAUGUUAACAGAGUCAACUUUCAAAAAUCUUUCUUGUAUGUUCAAGUUCGGCGAGGAAUUCGAAGAAAAAACAAGUGACGGCAGAAACGUUAAGGUAAAUAAACUUUUGGCUUCUAGGUAUUUAUGUGCUUUAAAGAUGCAAUACUUACUAAGAAACAAUAACUAAAUAACGACAUUUCUUUGAUCAGUUGUUAAUUCAUGGGGAUUGAUCUAAUGGAUCUUAGCUUCCAAUCACCAAACCAAGUAUUUGUGCGUAGUUAUUAACUCAUCCGCGUUUUUACCUGUUCUUUCCUUUAUUCCUCAAUAGCCAACCUAUUAUUAUUAUUAGGUUUCGGGCUGAUCAGUGAUGCAGAGUAAACCGUUAUGCGGACAUCGACUUAAUGUUAAAGCCUUCCACAAGUAGUUGCGUGUAUGGUCGAGGUCACUUCUUUCAAUUUCAAUCAUUGUACACCGACAUUUAAGUAACCAAAACGGUAAGUGAGACAACACAACUAGAUGUAAUUUCAAAAAAAUGGAUGUUAGUAAGUAGCUGCCACCCAUAACACAAAGACCAAAAACCCAGAAAUACUCAUUGCACCACAUCAUUACUGCUAUAGUCAUCAGUUAUCAAACGCGUUUUAUUCCCAUGAAAGAAUAAUAUUUUCACUCUGGCUAUUUGCUUAAUUCCCUUGUAGUCAGUUGUUGAAAAAAAUUCCGAGUCGAAGUUAACGCAAACUCAAGUAGAUCCCAAAAACACAACUGUAAUCGUUCGUGAAGUGGAUGGUGAUACUAUGAAAACGACUGUGACUGUUGGUGACGUUACUGCCAUUCGCAAUUAUAAACGACUAUCCUAACGCCUCCAAAUGAACACUGAUAUUUGCUGAGGGUUUUUUGUAACUGCUUGUAUUCCUACUAUUUUUAUUACAAUGAUAAUCACCGGUGGAUAAAUUUUGCUAUGCAUGUAUCAUUCUAUAUUAAUUAAUCAUUCUCGCAUUUCAAUAAAUACUGCUUAUUGUUGUA